Messenger RNA from Zasmidium cellare ATCC 36951, 4233 nucleotides. RefSeq lists its product as uncharacterized. Bases 1 to 4233 code for a protein of 1410 amino acids. NCBI's taxonomy places the organism in Eukaryota, Fungi, Ascomycota, Dothideomycetes, Mycosphaerellales, Mycosphaerellaceae. The record is from RefSeq and is a predicted model, not a curated record. The transcript is spliced from 3 exons.
AUGGCCGUCAAGCCUGUGAGCCUGGCACAGCAGGAGCCACUUUCCCACCAUGUCCAGGUAACUCUUCCCCCGGCUUCGACUGGAAAGGUACUGCCACCAAUGAUGGAAUCUACCCAACGUGCGCCGGCGCCGGCACCAGUAUUAUCAGACGAGGACCAGAGACCGGUGACGCCAUUAUCGGAAAUCAGCCAGUUGCUCAGACUUCAGAGAUAUCACAAGCGCCGGUGCCACCAGGCUGAGAACCAUCUCCAUUGUCUCCAGAUUGCCGCGGCUAGGACUUCACGCCUUGUUCGCUUAUCUCGUUCUGUUCAGUACACCCUCGCUGAGUGUAUAAGAUCCGAGGACAAGAACAGUUUUGUCAAUCUCCUUCAUGCCUUUCACGAUGCCUGCGAUGAGGCGCUGAAGACUUCAUCUACGCCUGACCGGGAUCUUGAGUCCUCAAGAUCUACUACGUCGUUCCUGGGAGACCUCUCGCCAUCUUCACGAACCGCAGUUCUGGAUCUGUUUUCAAAGUUGAGACACGAUGAAUCUUUCAUUGCUAAUCGUCUAGCUUCUUUGUCACCAAAGGAACUGGUCGCUUUGCUACCGGAAAGAACCAAUACCAGAGCAUCCGAGUCCAUACUUGGAGGCGGCCCACGAAUCAGCUCCAGGACAUCCAAACCAUUAGGAUUUGUCGUUGAUGCGCAGGUGGACUUACUCUCCACAUACGGAUACAGCAGUCCUUUGGAGACCCUGGUUUUCGCAAGUAGAGGCCUCAACAGGAACGACCCGCAGGAAGAUGAGCGCGCAACGGACAUUUGGGCCUGCGUGUGUGCCAAAUUGGUUUCCGACCAAAAGUCCGGAAGCGAGAGACUGAUACCUGCUGUGCUUGAUAUUUGGUCGUCUUCUAUGCCAUGGCCUGGAAAAGACCGCCUUGAAGUGUGGAUCCUUCAGACCUUGCAGAAUGGCGCUUUCCUACUUGAGCAACCCACAAAGCCAACGUUUCGAGCCAGGAUUGAAGGCCGAUCAGAUGUAUCCCCAGAGGAGGAGCAACGCACAGAGAUGUUCUAUUCCAAUGCUGCGGACUCAUUGCUUGAACUACUUGGAGAUCAAACAGGCCCAAGCGUUCUGCCACCAGGUGCGCUGAAGAUGUGCCGUGCCAUAUGGACGAAGCUAGCCAGCUCUCCCGGUCACCAGCAUGCGUUUCCUCAAUUUGUCCUUGUUCGCUGGCUGUUCUCUUCGUUUGUCUCGAAUGCUGUCACUGUUCCUGAAUCGCAUGGUCUAUUGACCGAUUACUACCUUUCCGACAACGCUCGCCACCGCAUUCUCCGUGAGAUUGCCAGCCGCGCACAAAAAGCCGCUUUUGAUGUGGCAUAUUCAUGGCGACAUGGUACCGCAUCGGCAGCAGAUACUGUGCAACGCGUAAACAACAUCAUGGUGAGAUUUCAAGGCUCUCGAGCAAGCAAUCCUUCGAAAUGCGCAAACUCCAGGCCUGUGAAACCUCAGGACAGUGCCGUAUUCGUGGCCAUUUCCGCAAAAGAUGUCAUUACCACUCUCAACGCGCUAUACCCACGGAGACGGCCUGCUUCUGUGUCAUCUGACGGCGACAAUUUGAAGUCCGGUCUCCAAUCAUCUGCUUCGUCGAUUUCCGGCUUUUCUCUCUUCUCUCAAGCCAAGGGUCUAGAGCUACACUCGGAAAUGUCUAGCCCAGCUUUACAGGACACCCAGAGCUUUGGAAGUGUAGAGACUGCCAUUGCCAAUUUGGACCUCGAGGAAUCACCUUUGGAUUCCGCCCAUAUGCGAGAAGUAUGCCUAGAGCUGGAGGACCUUGUUACCGGUCGAUCAGCCACAAAGGAUAUUUGGGACGUUCUCACAGCCGGUGGGAACGAUUCUACUCUAUGCACAUUGCGCAGCAAGCUCUCGCAUGCUUCCUCACUUUCCAAAGGCCUGCGUGAUGGAUCUGUGACGCCUUCGGGUGAUACAAUUCUGACGAGUCUUUCCAAAGAGCGUACCAGCUGCAGGCGAGCGGUGGAAGUUCUCCUGCAGCGGACAGAGGCCAGCGAGUUAUCACAUUCCACAGCCAAUCUCACAGGUCGACAUGCCCUCGAAGAGAUCGAGAGCAACUUGGAGACACUUUUCGAGGAAACGAUCCAAGAAUCUGAAGAUCGUGGCAAUUUCGUUGAGGCGCACUCUUGGUUUCAGCAGUAUCAAGAUUUCCAGUCACAUAUCUUCCGUGCUGCUAACAUGCACCCUCUCCGUGAUCUACUGGGGGAGAUUGAAUUGAAUGCGCGGAAGUCAGUCAAGCGAGCCCUGAAGUUGGAAGAUACAUGCGAGGCUUGGGUUCGGACCCUCAGCUCCUUGCAACAGCUGCACAACGAAUCUUUGAAGCCUCUCUUGGACGAGCAUGAACGCCUGAGAGACAAGAUGUGGUACGUGGCUGACGUUCGUACUUCAGCACCAUAUGACGAGGCACGCUCGAUUGCGUCGGCUCUGCGUGUGAUGGGAAAGCCAAAGAGACUCUCACGGACACGACUGUCUCCUCCACUGCGACAUUGGAGUGCAACGAAGCUUUCAAGCACAAACAUGCACCUCAAAACAGAAGCACAGAUUCUGGAGAUUCUCAGCGCCAAACCUGAUCACGGAGGCCCAAAUAAGCUCAGUGAUGAUCAAUCGAAGUCGACACAGCUUUGGAUGGAUCGUCAGAACAUCGACAAUCUUUGCAGAGGCGAAGAGCGACUACACAAGUUGUGUAUGGAGAUUCGCAAAUGCGUGGACCAGAUUGUUGCAACGCCGGCCGAAGGUUCUACCCUUUGGCAGAACACACUAUUCGCGAGGGACGCCGUCUUUCGUCAGCAGCAAAUUGCACAAAGAAAGCCAAGUCUCCUCGCAGGUCUUUCGGGCUCGCAUGGCAUGUUGUCGUUAUCGAGCCAGCUUCGAAGUACUGAUGGCCUCUCGAGUGCAUCGCAUACCUUGUCCAAUGCCAGCUCGCGCGACUACCUGGACUCGCGAAGUCCGACUCUGGCCAGCAAAUCCUCCAUGCCGUUCUGGUCGCCUGCGAUGACCGAAGUCGACUCGCCAUCAAGUGCUACAAGUAUUGGAGAUUCUCAGACACAGUCUGCGCUGGACUCUGCAGCACAGAAGCUACCAAAUCCAUCUACCAUCGCUGAUCAGCCGUCUCUCGAGAGGUUGAGACACCGGGCGACCAGUCUUGUGCUCAGUGAUCUCACAUCGACUCUGUUCAACGAGGGCAGCGAGACUGAUCAUGCGUAUUGGAGUGGACUGGGACGUGAUUUGACGGACCGACAUUUCCGUGGUCUGUACGCUGUGCAUGCCAGCAUCGGGUCUCAGACCCCGACUAUGGACUCAAGUGCUCCACCACGACCUACGAUUCCACGUUUCAGCUUCGACAGCGCGUUCAGGACACUGUUACAGAAGUUCUCUGCGAUCAGCAACCCAUCCACGAAACUUGCUUGUCUGUAUGACAUUGAUCGACUCUUAGUGCCGUACAUGGCAGAACAGGCCGCGAAUGAGUCCCCUUCACUGUCAUUUGCGAGAUCAAGCUCGGAGAUGGGCCAACUUGUCCAAGAACGAAGAUCAAACGGACUUGCGGAAACAAGUGUGGCAGGCUUUCGCAAUGUGUUCUCCAAGAGCACCCUUCGACCGGCGACCAUCUUCAGAGACCUGCAGUACAUUGCUGCUCUUUUGCCUUCAUCCAUUCUACACAACACUCCCGAAGGCAAGGCAUUCUGCAACGCCGCAGUAGCCAUCACAUCACUCAAGCAAGAAGCUCGCACAAUCAUGGUCGAGACGGCGGACAGCAUCAUCGCUUACCACUCCAACAACCGCGGCCAUGGACGAUCCUCAUCCACCGCACAACAACAACGCGACUCUGCGACAUUCGCAGCACCGAGUCGCACCCCAUCCGCCGAAGAAGUCUCUCGCUACAGCAUGGCAGACGCAGCAUACCUCCUUCAAAUCACCGCCAAGGAAGGUGAUCCCGUCGCUCAGCGGGAGCUGGCUACACUGUACCUGACGCAUCCCGAGCUCAUGGAUCGAAUCAUCGCGCCCUUUGCCAGGACCAGGGAUGUUUUCAAGGAAGAGCUCGAGAGCAAAUGGCGCAAGAACCAGGAUCCCAACCGUUGCGAUCCAACCACGAUGUGUGUCGCGCAUCACUGGAUGAGCCUCAGCAGUAAGGGUGGGGAUUCUCUUGCGAAGGAGAUUCUGAGGCAACGGGAAGAGAUGGAUAGUUUUUGA